GAGUUCCAAAAUAAAAGAGUACUCUGCCUCUCCGUUUUGGUGUUUUCCCCUUCGUUUCUCACCUCCUCUCUGCCCCCAUUUAUCCCAUCUCCGUUUCUUUCUCUCUCAACUUUGCUCUUCUCUGUUGGGUUUCUUCUUCUUUUCCCUCUCCCUUCUACUUUCUCUGCAUUUUCUUGGUUGAGUUCCAAGAGAUUCACCAACUACAACCCGCAUAAAACCCGAUUAACAUUUCCCAGAUCUGUUCUUCUCUGUUUUUUUUCUUUCUGUCUCUGUUUUUUUGACUUGAAGAUAUGAGUAAAGAAGAGUUUCUGAAGAUCCAGAAAUGUGUGUUGAAGGUCAAUAUUCACUGCGAUGGAUGUAAGCAUAAGGUGAAGAAAAUCUUGCAGAAAAUCGAUGGGGUUUUCACUACCGAGAUAGAUGCAGAACAGGGGAAGGUUACAGUCACUGGAAAUGUCGACGCCGCCGUACUCAUCAAGAAGCUGGCUAAAUCCGGCAAACAUGCAGAGAUUUGGGGCGGACAACCGGCGAACAACAACAAGAAUCAGCAGAACAACAUAGCUAAUCAGAUGAAAAACAUGCAAAUUGACAAUGCUAAAGGUGGGAACAACAAGGGUCAGAACCAGAAGGGUGCGGCUGCUAAUGGAGGAAACAAUCAGCCGAAAGGCGGCGGACAGGGACAGGGGCUGCCACCGGUGCAGGUGCAGCUUCAGCAGCUACAACAGAUGAAAGGGUUUCAAGAUCUGAAGCUUCCACCCCAAUUUAAGGGGUUGAAACUGCCUGUUAAAGAUCAAAACGUGAAUCUUCCCAAGGGUGGGAAGUUUAAUUUGCACGAAGGUGAUGACCUGAGCGAUGAGGAUGAGGAUGAGUAUGAUGAUGAGGAUGAUUAUGAUGAUGAAGAUGAACUUGAUGAUGAUUUGGGUAAUCUUCAUCUCCCUCCUGCGAGUAAGAUGAAACCCAUGAUGGGAAAUGGCCAGAUUCCGAAAAUUAUGAUGAAUGGGAACCUUCCCCCGGUUGUGAAUGGUCCGGCCGGCGGUGGUAAUGCCAAGAAAGGCGGCGGAGCUGUGCCGGUUCAGGGUAAUAACAAUGGGAAGAAUGGUAACGGCGGAGGAGGUAAAGGAAAUGGUGGCGGCGGUGGUGGAGGUGGGAGUAACCAAAAGCAGGGCGGUGGAGGUGGGAGUAACCAAAAGCAGGGCGGCGGCGGCGGCGGUGGGAGCAAUGGCAAAAACGGCAACGGCGGUGGAAAUGGGAGUAGUAACGGGGUGAACGGCGGUCAAAAGAUGACCGGUGGGGCAAACGGAAUGGGCCAUGAUUUACAGAGCUUCAUCGGUGCUCAUGGAUUGGGAAUGUCAAAUUUGGGUCAAAUGGGUGACCGGCCAAUGGGUCAAAUGAACAAUCUUCCAGCGGUGCAAGGUCUUCCCGCAUCAGCGGCGGCAGCCAUGAACGGUGGAGGCAGCGCCGGGAGGUUUAUGCCGGACAGCAUCUCCGCAAACCCCUACCAACAGCAGCAGCAGCAGCAACAGCAACAACAACAAUACAUGGCCCAAAUGAUGAACCAACAACAACACGCGCUUGGUCACCAACCAAUGAUGUACGCACGGCCACCGCCGGCCGUAAAUUACGUGCCACCGCCGUACCCAUACCCAUAUCCAUACCCACCACCGUACCACCACCCAUAUCCACCGCCGCAGCAGCAGCCAGAACCCUACACGUAUUUCAGCGACGAGAAUCCGUCAAGUUGUAACAUCAUGUGAAACAUGUGCCGCCGGAAUUUCAAGAUCGGAAUCUUCAUUAUACUCUGCUUCUUCUUCUACUAAGCUACUUGAUUGUGUAUGAUGUUGAUUUUGCUUGUUUUUUUUCCCGCUUUUUUGGAAUUUGAAGCUGGAUUAGAGUCUUUAAUCAUAUCAUUAAGCCAAAAAAAGAGGGUUAAUUAUAGAUAUAUAUAUAUAUA
Cucurbita pepo subsp. pepo (vegetable marrow) is the source of this 1948-nucleotide messenger RNA. NCBI's taxonomy places the organism in Eukaryota, Viridiplantae, Streptophyta, Magnoliopsida, Cucurbitales, Cucurbitaceae. The record is from RefSeq and is a predicted model, not a curated record.